Molecule: messenger RNA, 1995 nt
Organism: Rhododendron vialii
Lineage: Eukaryota; Viridiplantae; Streptophyta; Magnoliopsida; Ericales; Ericaceae
Product: fumarate hydratase 1, mitochondrial-like
Exons: 17
Coding region: 49-1530 (493 amino acids)
Biological process (GO): malate metabolic process; fumarate metabolic process; tricarboxylic acid cycle
Cellular component (GO): tricarboxylic acid cycle heteromeric enzyme complex; mitochondrion
Molecular function (GO): fumarate hydratase activity
Source: RefSeq, a predicted model, not a curated record
UUUUGUGUUUGUUGUCGCAGGACUAGAUUUGAGAGAUAGCUAAAAGGCAUGGCCAUCUUCAUUGCAUCUCGUCGCCUCUCGGGCGGAUCGACGACCACGUCCUUGUUGCGCUUCAGUGCUUGCUGGAGAUCGUUUUCGACUUCUUUCAGGGAAGAAAGAGACACGUUUGGACCGAUCAGUGUUCCUUCUGAUAAAUUGUGGGGGGCUCAAACUCAAAGAUCGUUACAGAAUUUUGAGAUUGGUGGUGACCGGGAACGAAUGCCUGAGCCAAUUGUUCGUGCUUUUGGCAUCGUUAAGAAAUGUGCUGCCAAGGUCAACAUGGAAUAUGGUCUUGAUCCAUCCAUAGGGAAAGCAAUUAUGCAAGCAGCUCAAGAGGUGGCUGAAGGAAAGCUAAAUGACCAUUUUCCACUGGUUGUGUGGCAGACUGGUAGUGGGACCCAAAGUAAUAUGAAUGCCAAUGAGGUUAUUGCAAAUAGAGCAGCUGAAAUUCUUGGCCAUCAACGAGGUGAAAAUUUUGUGCAUCCAAAUGACCACGUAAACAGAUCACAAUCUUCUAAUGACACAUUCCCAACGGUGAUGCACAUCGCUGCUGCAACGGAAAUAAAUUCGAGAUUAAUACCGAAGAUGAAACAUUUGCAGGCUUCACUACAUUCCAAGUCAGUGGAGUUCAAAGAUAUCAUAAAAAUUGGGCGUGGUCACACUCAAGAUGCAACACCUUUGACUUUGGGGCAAGAGUUUAGUGGCUACACCACGCAAGUAAAAUAUGGAAUUGACCGAGUCCUGUGCACCCUUCCUCGCAUGUAUCAGCUUGCGCAGGGCGGCACUGCUGUAGGGACUGGAUUGAACACCAAAAAAGGGUUUGAUGUAAAGAUCGCUGCAGCAGUAGCUGAAGAAACAAACUUGCCGUUGGUCACAGCAGAAAAUAAAUUUGAAGCACUGGCUGCACAUGAUGCUUUUGUUGAAACUAGUGGAGCCUUGAACACAAUUGCUGCUUCCCUGAUGAAGAUUGCAAAUGACAUACGGUUGUUAGGAAGUGGUCCACGUUGUGGCCUUGGUGAACUCAUUCUUCCUGAAAAUGAGCCUGGCAGUAGUAUUAUGCCUGGGAAAGUGAACCCUACCCAGUGCGAGGCCCUUACUAUGGUUUGUGCUCAAGUCAUGGGAAACCAUGUUGCCGUUUCGGUGGGAGGAUCAAAUGGCCAUUUUCAGUUGAAUGUUUUCAAGCCUAUGAUUGCUAACGCUCUUCUACAUUCAGUGAGAUUGAUAGGGGAUGCAUCUGCUUCUUUCGAAAAGAAUUGUGUAAGGGGAAUUCAAGCCAAUAGGGAAAGGAUUUCAAAAUUACUGCCUGAGUCGCUAAUGCUCGUCACAGCUUUAAACCCUAAAAUUGGUUACGACAAUGCUGCAGCAGUUGCCAAGAAAGCCCUCAAGGAGGGAAGCACUCUGAAGGAAGCUGCGCUAAAACUUGGAGUACUAAGCGCUGAAGAGUUCGACAAACUUGUAGUUCCAGAGAAAAUGAUAGGUCCCUCAGACUAACUAGCAUGAUAUGCUUUCAGAGUUUGUGAUGAUCCCUAGUCCCCCAAAUAGUUUUCAUGAGGUAUCGUUUCGCACCAUUUUCCUCUAUUUGGUGCAGGGGCAGACGCACAUUGGGGCACGUGGGGUCACGUGCCCCCACGCCCUUUUAAAAAAAAUCCCUGAAUUUGUAUAUGUAAUUAUAUAUAUCCAACAUGUGCAAUAAGUUAGUGGUAGAUGGCUUUCUUUUAGAAAUAAAGGAUGUGGGUUCGAGUCCCACUCCCUUAAGUUUGUUUUGUUUUUUUUCAAAAUCCACUAGAACUCUUUCACAACUAAGGUUUCCUCCACUCCCCAACGUCUCCAAUCAUUUCUAUAGUACUCAAUAUAAAUCCGCACAUUGUAUUUGUACAUUUUGGUCCCCAAAACUUGUAAUUGUACAGUUAAUAAGAAAAAUAGAUGAUGAACAUGUGAUAAUUUUGUUUUAUCGCA